This is a messenger RNA of Cololabis saira (Pacific saury), 1574 nucleotides long. RefSeq lists its product as uncharacterized. The transcript is spliced from 6 exons. Gene Ontology annotation, biological process: interleukin-15-mediated signaling pathway; T cell activation; positive regulation of ERK1 and ERK2 cascade. Bases 9 to 926 code for a protein of 305 amino acids. NCBI's taxonomy places the organism in Eukaryota, Metazoa, Chordata, Actinopteri, Beloniformes, Belonidae. Gene Ontology annotation, cellular component: external side of plasma membrane; membrane raft. The record is from RefSeq and is a predicted model, not a curated record. Gene Ontology annotation, molecular function: protein tyrosine kinase binding; MHC class II protein binding.
GAGACAGAAUGACACCACGACUGCAGCUCUUCAUCACCCUACUGCUUCACUUUGAAGCAGGAAUCAGUGAUGGAAUCGUUCUCCAUCACAGAGCUGGAGAUGAUGUCGUUUUACCGCCUGACUUUGAUUCACAUUACCCAUGUUCUGAUGUUGACUGGAUUCUUUACAAUCCAUAUAUAAAUUUCAUCGUUCGUCAAGGAAAUAUUGUGAAGACGUCACCUGGAGCUGAAAGGAUGAGUUUGAGCAGUAACUGCUCUCUGAUCAUCAACAACAUCACUGCUGAAGAUGCUGGUCUUUACAACUGUAGGAUUAGAAAAACUCUUAGUCCCACAUCUGUGUAUCUGAAUGUUUUAACAGUCUCUCCAUAUCAACCACAUGGGGAUCCAGGAAGGGAUGGAGAUGUGACAUUACGCUGUUCUCUGAAGAAAUACCUUUAUGGCUGUGAGAAGAACAGCAUAAUCUGGGUGGAUGAGACAGGAACUGUGCUGCUUGGUGAAGGUGAUGGGUUUGUGUCUGGAGGACAGAACAACUGUGUUUCUGAUCUGAUGGUGAAACAUCAGAGAUGCUCCAAGAGAAGAUUCACCUGCCAGGUUGUUGAAGGAGACAGAGUGAAGAUAGAUGCUGAAUACACGCUGGACUUUACAGAUUCCAGUCUGAUCAAUACCAGAUUGAUUAUUGAAUGGGUGUUCGGGGGGCUGAUGGUGGUUCUGGUCAUCAUCGCUACGUUUCUCAUCAUUUACAGGAUGAAAGUUAAAAUGAACAAUCCCAAAAAUCAAACAGGUGUUCAGUUACCAAUGCAGCAGUAUGGGAACAGGGAUGAAGCUGAUGGUGAGGUGGUGAACUAUGAAGACGAUGAAGACCUGCCUGCUUCUGUCCGAUCCACAGAUCAAUACAUGAGCUGCAAACCUCUAGUUAGUGUUCAUUAAACCCUAACAAAACUAUUAUAACACUCAUUCUAGAUAGAGUUAGUAAACCUCCAUGUAAGCGCCAUGUAUAGCUUAUAGUUUAACUCUUUUAUUGCAUAAUAUGCCUUGUUGUUUACACAGAAGGAAUAUAUUUCAGUUUAAGGGAGUAUGAGGCUCCUUUUAAGAAAUGAGACUCUCUAGCGCCACCCUUCGCCACGACGGCCGUUGGAGGUACUGCAGCCAACAGUGAAGCCGGCACGGGAGAACGGGGAGAACGCGCAUGCAGCGUCAUUUGACGUCACAUAUGCAGGACAGCGCGGGAAAUUCGGGCCCGAAUUGCAGCACAUUUUGCAGCACACAGCCUGUUCAAGGCAACGGAGAGAUACACUAGAGGAAACAUUCUUUUUGGUUUGGAACGCUUCAUCUGACAUUAUUACUAGAAAACUUAAAACGUAUGCAAAUUUUUUCAUAAAUCCUGCCUCAAUCCUGCCUCAUGCUCCUUUAAGUUUUGAGAGUUAUUAUUUUAUACUUUAGUGAUUAAUACCUCAAUUUCACUACUGAGAUUUGUUUUGCCUUAACGGUUUCUGUAGUUUGGGCCAGUGGGACUUCCCUAGUGGGAGGAAGUGCGGGACUGUGUUUUUUGUGAGUUGAUUGAAUAAACGAGUGACG